CUCUCUCUCUCCAGCGGCAAAAGUGUUGCACUGCAGCACUGCUAGCUAGGAGUAUACUAUGAGCUUGCUAGCUAGCCUGGCUGAUGGAUGGUCACUACUCAUGUGCAUAAACGUGCAUGUGAAGUGGCUGGGCAUCCAACCAAAUAUAUAAGCUACUGGCAACCGGCUGCCGGCUGCUGGCAGGUCGUUCUUCGUGUUGUAUGUAGCUUGAGGCUGAGGCCGGGAGAUGACCAUGGUGAGAACGACGAUGGUCGGCGCCAGGGAGAGGAGCGGGGGAGUGAGGCAGUACAACAGGUCCAAGGUGCCUCGCCUGCGGUGGACGCCCGAUCUGCACCACUGCUUCGUCCACGCCAUCCACAAGCUCGGAGGCCAGGACAAGGCUACGCCGAAGCGAGUCCUGCAGCUGAUGGGUGUGGGAGGACUCACCAUAUCUCAUGUCAAAAGCCAUCUGCAGAUGUACAGGAACAUGAGAAAUGAUCUUGGAAUGCAAGGGACGACGAUGCAGCUGGUGCACCGGGCGGAGGAGCACGUAUACGGCCUAGGCGGCAUGCAUAUGGAACUCUGCGCCGAUACACAGCGACGACAGCCGCAGUGCGGUCAUGAUGAGUGCGAUGGCCCGGCCUGCUGCUGCAUCGUCGUCUGCCGCUCGCCACCACCACCAAAGCCUGGAAAGGAGGCGACGACGCUGUUCCAACGCCAACUGAAAAGUGUGUUUGCAAUGGAGGAGCCAAACAACAGUGGUGCGGGGAGGAGGCGUGAGCGGGAGGAGAUGGAUGGGAGCGCGAGCCCCAAGAGGGUGCUGCUGCGAGGAGGCCCAGGCCCAGGAACAUGUGAGGGCGACGGGUCACCAUCACCACCCAGCGCCAGCGGCGGCCUGUGCUGGGCGCUCGCAACAGCAGCAGCAGGUGGCUACAACAGCUACAUGCGCAUGAUGCAAGCGGCCAUGGGGAUGGCUGCCGGCGCUCGUGCUCCGCCUCCGCGCACGCUUCGUCAUCCACCUCGUCACGCGGAGACGACGGUGGAGCCCAGCCGGGGGCCGGGAAUAAAGCGGCAGGCGCAGAUGCAGUCGGCGUCGGCGCGGCCCGGCGCACAAGGCGGCGAACACGCCGCGCCAGCUCUUCGUCCUCGCAGCACCAGCAGCAGCGAGCAGCUCAUCACAUUCUCGGGCUUCGUGGUGGCGCAGAAGCAGCCGCCUCCUCCUCCUCCUCCCUGCUGCAGCCGUGACCACCCUUUCGAGAUGGUCGGCACGGCUCUCAUCGCUCAUGGCGCCUCUGCCGAAGCGCGCUGCGGCCUGGAGACGCCGCCGAGGCUGCCCGCAGUGGCCGAACAAGCAGGCGGCGAUCCCUGCUGGACGUCGUCGGCGGGUUCAGAAGACGACCACGACGAGGAGGAGGACGGCUGCUCGCUCUCGCUGUCCCUAGCUACGAGAAGCAGCCGCAGCAGCGGCGACGAGGGCGGCCGGCUCUCGCCUACGGCGGCCACGUCGUGGGGGAGCCAGAUCAGCCUCGACCUGUCCUUGUCCACGCUAUAGAAUAGACCCGUCAUGUUGGUAUGAUGCGAGUUUGUGAAUGGGAUAGCUUCUUGGGCCUUGCGGCGGCCGGGCUGCCUUCCUGGUGUAGCGUUUCCUACAAUUUUCGCUUGCUCUUGUUGUUGUUGAAGCUCUUGGCUCGUUAGGUUAGUCCCACGUAGUAAUAUCAGUUAUAAUUUC
This is a messenger RNA of Zea mays, 1708 nucleotides long. RefSeq lists its product as uncharacterized. The coding region runs from base 227 to 1531 and encodes 434 amino acids. Gene Ontology annotation, molecular function: DNA-binding transcription factor activity; DNA binding. The transcript is spliced from 6 exons. NCBI's taxonomy places the organism in Eukaryota, Viridiplantae, Streptophyta, Magnoliopsida, Poales, Poaceae. The record is from RefSeq and is marked provisional.